CGGACAGCUGUCAAAUGUGCUGCAGCUGCCCGCCUUUUGCCGUGGUGUGCGGAUGACGGUGUAGCAAGCCGACGCCAUCAGCGCCAUUUGUGAAGAGACCGUGCCCGUGAACGGACGCUGUCGCUCCGCGGCCCGUGUAUGUGAAAGUGAUUUUAAUCUUCAGACUUGGUGUUAAAUUACACUAAAAUCAGUGUAAAACGUAAAGUUAAGCGUCAUUGAUUGAAGCGGGAAGCGGUAGCGUCGUCCAAGAUGGCGGACGAUGAGCAGUUCUCUCUAUGUUGGAACAAUUUCAAUUCCAACCUUUCUGCGGGAUUUCACGAAUCCCUUCAGCGUGGUGACUUGGUCGACGUGACGUUGGCCGCAGAAGGUCAUCUAGUUAAGGCGCAUCGUCUUAUUCUAUCAGUAUGUUCCCCGUAUUUCCGGAAAAUGUUCACGCAGGUCCCCGUGAACCAACAUGCGUUCAUUUUCCUGAAAGACGUAAGCCAUUCGGCGCUUCAAGAUCUCAUACAGUUCAUGUACUGUGGCGAGGUGAACGUGAAGCAAGAUGCCCUACCCGCCUUUAUCAGUACUGCCGAAGCAUUGCAAAUUAAAGGGCUAACAGAAACGGGCGACAGUGCACCGACACAUCAAUCGCCUGCCAAAGAAGAACCAGCAGCAGCAGCAGCAGUCCCUGUGACUACGGCAACAAUUUCCACCGCCACCAUCCCUGCGUCCCCUGCGUCACAGCGAGCAAAGGUUCAGCGUAACCGCAUUCAAUCGUACAAAUUAGAAUCGGAAGAGAGUGGAGACGACAAAGUAGUACACAUCCAAGCCACCACCUCUCACCAUGUAUCGGCACAGUCAAAUCUCAGCUCGCAGAAACGUACCAUGCCACAGCGCGGUCUCCAAAGCCACGCUAGCAAGCGAACGAAAAUGUCCAUCAGUGCCAGCAGCGACGGAUUGGAUACAUCGGACUCGACGCCGGCACAGGUGCAAACUGUGCAGACGGUGCAAAUAGUGAAGCAAAUUCCCGCGCAAGUGAUCGAACCGGAAUACAUUGAGCUCCCGAUCGAAUCGAUAAAUCCCAAGGCUGAACCGGACUACACUGAUGAGACGGCCGAGAUCGAAACGGUGGACGCUGAAACGGAACAGGAACAGAAGCUCUCGGAACACGACCAAGGUGAUGCCGACGAUGAUGGAAACUACGUGGAAGACGACACAUACGGUGACAUGGCCAUGGGCAAGUACGAAGAAUCCUACUUGACGGAGGGCGAGGAAGGAGCGAAACCUGGCGUAUCUGGAUUCGUGGACUCGUACACAUCGGACGGCGGAAAUGCGACGGAAAUUUCGACACAAGACGACAACUAUCUGUUCGGGCUUGACAUAAAGCGGCCAGUAGUGGUGAAUGGCGGCAAACAUUUGUUCCUCGGCAGCCGGAAAGGCGGCCUGCAGCUCGUGCACGACAAUUAUCUGUAUCGGUCGAACCUGCGGCGCCAGGGUCGCAACGGAGAUGUCCUGUACUGGGAAUGUAUCUACAACCGGGGUCAGAAGUGCCGCGGUCGGCUGAAAACAAUUGGAAACCAAAUUAUGAUCACGAAUGGACGAGGUAGGUUUGUUUUUGUGUGUGUAUCCUGUAUGUAUUUCGAAACAUGGUAUCUGCGCCAAUUUCCCUUAAUUUUUCAAAGCCUAACCACCCCUCUUCUUUACCUUACCAUUUCAUUCUUUUCUCUUUCAGUGGAGCACAACCACCCCAAUGACCAUAAGCGCAUUGUCAAUGCGACGCUUUGCGGAAGCGUAAUUGUGAAAGAUAUCUGCACUUUGUAAAGUUGUCUCUUGCAAAAGUGUGCUGUAAAGUUUGCUCUCUAGUGGAUGUUGUAAAAGAAGUAUUUCGAGAUGUAUUUAAUUUUAUUAAGCAGAACGAUGGAGUUCAAUUCGAUUUACAAAAUAAAUGUAAAAGAGAUAAGCUGUAGGAAAAGCGGGGUUUCAAUACUCAAUACUCAAUACUGUGUUUUUACACUUCCAAUGUCCUCUACAUGUAUAGUUGUAUGUGCUCAGCAAGUGGCAGCCAUGCAUUGUUGGAUCUAGUUAUUGUUUAUACGAUGGAUGUUGAGUGAAAAAAAAGAAUUAUGAGCACCAACCUAGAAUAAACCAAUAAAUGGCAGCAGCUUGGUGUCAGAGUAAUGACUGCUUUUAAAGACUGCUAAUAAAAAUGCCACUACAUCCGACAAAUCGCAACACACAUGCAUAACUAACCUCACCCCUUUACUUGUGAGUGGAUCAUAAGUUACAAUGCCUUACCAUCACCACCCAGCACAUUCAAACCUCCUCCCUGGUAGGCGAUACCCCUACUAACCAAGAAUAUGUAUUUUUAUUUUCUUCCAAUAAUUGUGGAAAAAAGCUACAUCACCUGUGUUGGAUGGCAUCAACACCAUCACCACCACCACAAACAUCACCACCAACUGUCCACCAUCGUCGAAUUGCCCGAUGGCACCCAGCUCGAUGGUGGACUCAACGGUUGAGCUAAAGUUCAUCAAAAGCCCCUGGUCCACACCGUGUCUGGUGCUGAACAACUUUCUUUACAACUGUCACAGCACACGUGGCGAUAUCGGCUACUGGCGGUGUCAUAACUAUUCGCGCAAGGUGAAAGAGGAACGGUGCCGCGCACGCUGCGUAGUCAAGGGCGGACGGCUUAGUGCCCUUACCGGCGCGCAGCACAACCAUCCACCGCACACGGAGAAAAUCGAACGAAUAGCGCGCCGCAACUAUGCCGACGAGCAGCAAGAGCUGGAAAUGAUGCGCAUACAGCAGCAACAGCAACAGGAACAACAACAUCCCAUUCAAACUAGUAGUGAUGAUAUUUUGCUCCUGAUGGCAACCAAUCCUCAAAAUGAUAAUAAUGGUGCUACCUCUGCCGGUGGACAGCAGCAGGUGCAGAUGCAACCCAUUAUGCGCACCAUUAGACAACAAACGCACUCGGCCACGCUCGAGGUAGCGAGUGCACCGAUGAUACCAUCCGUUACAACUGCCGUACUUUCGCCGGCGAUCACCGAUCUCAUAAAGAUGGAAGAUUAUGAUCUGCCGACGGUGGAGUUGUAGUUUCUGGUAUCGUCGGGUUGGGGCGACGAAAGGGCGUCGUCAAUGCCGUAGAGCAAUAGCUACUAACAAAAGAAAGCAGCAACAAGUGUAGGAGCAAUAAUGAUUGGAAUUUGUGCAACAAGCAAUCUUUAUACGGUGUGACUUACAAAUACACUGUUCACUGAGAAAACUUAAGUCAUGUCACCGUCAACGUGUGCAAUAUUAGUAUUUAUACCCAGCAUUUGAAACAAACGUAAAUGUGCAUCCCUAAACGGGCCAAAACGAAACAGUAUUUUUACCUCUGAGCCAAGUUUUCUUAUAUAGAAUAAAAGCAUAACCGCUCCAUCUCUAUUUAUUCGCGCAAGGUGGUGUGCCUCAUCCAAGGAAAAA
Molecule: messenger RNA, 3444 nt
Organism: Anopheles gambiae (African malaria mosquito)
Lineage: Eukaryota; Metazoa; Arthropoda; Insecta; Diptera; Culicidae
Product: modifier of mdg4-like
Exons: 5
Coding region: 250-1803 (517 amino acids)
Biological process (GO): regulation of transcription by RNA polymerase II
Cellular component (GO): nucleus
Molecular function (GO): protein binding; DNA binding
Source: RefSeq, a predicted model, not a curated record